AUGCCGAAUUCAUCAUCAAAGGGAACGUGGCCCUCUUGCGCUGUGAGAUAUCCGGGAACGGGAAAGAGCAAAUAUGCUGUAUUUGCAACAGGUGAACUUCAUGUGCGACAUGUGGAUGAGGUAGAUACUAACCGGAAGUACCGUUGUCAGGUGCAUAAUAAGUUGAGUCGAGAAACGAGAAUCAGCGAUCAGUGGGCAAGAAUCAUUAUGACAGAGCCACAUGGUUUCGUUCCACCAAGAAUUGUUCACUGGAAAAGAGACGUCCACGGUCAAAAUGGAGAAACAAUAUGGCUUCCUUGUGUAGCCCAUGGCUAUCCCGUUCCCACAGUUCGCUGGUACAGGCAAGACUCUGGUCUAAUGACAUCCUUUACAUCAAACCAUAGAAUAGUUGAGCAAGAAGGAAUGUUGGUGAUUCACAGAUCUACGCUGCAAGACACAGGAAAAUAUGUUUGUGUGGUUAAUAACAGCAAAGGACAAGAGCAAAUACAUACACUUCUCACAGUCAGAGACACUUUACGAGCCGUUAUCAGUCCUCCUCAAACACUUGUGACAGUUGGGGCAUCUUUAUCUCUCCGGUGUGAAGUAACAGGAUCGCCAAUACUUUAUUUGAAAUGGAAGAAAAAUAUGAAACCGCUUGUCCUGGACAACAGAAUACGACAGCAAAGCAAUAACGUAUUAGAUAUUGCCAAUGUUCGAUUGGGGGAUGAAGGCAUUUAUCAGUGCUUUAUUUAUAACAGUGAAGAAUCAGCUCAAGGCAGCUCUACUGUCCUCAUACAAGGAAAGCCAACACCAGGUUCAAAAGGUCCCGAUGCGCUAGACUUUCGUAAAUUAGAUCCUGCUCAUUGCACAGCUGCCCCCAUGCGAUCAAUAGCUGAUCCACCUGUCAUCAUAUCUCGCUUUGAGGAACAAACCGUGAAUCCUGGGCACCCAAUCUCUUUGCGGUGCAUCGCAAAAGGACAUCCACUGCCUAAAAUAACAUGGACUGCCGAUGGUGAAAGCAUUCCUUCUUCAGCUCGUUUACGACUUGGCGACUUUGUUACCCAAGAUGGAAGCGUUGUCCAUAGCUUUCUCAACAUCAGUGCAGUUGAAGUUAGUGAUGGCAAAGACUACGCAUGCUUUGCAGAUAGUGAUUUCGGCAGAGCAUUUCAUCAAGCACGAGUAAAUGUAGUGUCUUCGCCUAUUGGUAGACCACCUCAGAAUAAGACCGCAUUAGUUGGUCAAACAGCUGUGUUCGUCUGUCCUGUAGCAGGAUAUCCAUUGACUCAUUUUUCAUGGGAAAAAGAUGGAGAAAGUCUUCCAAAUAACCAUCGUCACGAAGUCAAACCGAAUGGAAAACUGGUCAUUCAUUACGUGGAGAAAAUCACCGAUGAUGGUACUUAUUGGUGUACCGCUGGAAACAGCAGGGGUGUGUCUGCUAGAGGUCGUAUUGAUAUUCAUGUUGUUGCUGGUCCUGUUAUUGAUCCCUUCUCUUUUCCCGAAAACUUACGAGAGGGUAGACGCACCAGUUUGAAUUGCAUGGUUUCCGCUGGAGACCCUCCUAUAUCCUUCCGUUGGGAGAAAGACGGCGAACCCAUACAACCUACUUCUUUAGAUGUCACCGUCGAAUACCUAAAUCAGUACACGUCGACGUUGUUCUUUGAAAGGGCGCACCAGAAACAUAAUGGAAACUACACUUGUAUUGCUUCGAAUCCUUAUGCUUCGAGCAAUCAUACUGCUAGCAUGACACUGAACAUCCCUCCAAGAUGGAUAAUCGAACCAAAAGAUGUAGAGGUUGUUCAAGGGAGCUCUGUUCGAAUCGAUUGCCAGGCUGAAGGAUACCCAAGACCAAUUAUAAGAUGGAAACAACUCGUUGGCGUCCAUGGAUCACCUGAAGCAUUCCAAACAAUAAUGAGUAGCGCCCGGAUGCAAGUCCUUGAAAAUGGAUCUCUUCUGAUAUUGGAGGCAAACUCGAAUGACGGAGGGUCAUUUCUCUGUCAAGCAUUCAACAGGAUUGGGCCUGGGUUAAGUAAAAUGCUUACGAUAACGGUUCAUGUUCCGGCACAUUUCAAAACGAAGUUCAGCGCUCAUAAGGUGAAAAAAGGAGAACAAGUAAGCAUCAGCUGCAAAGCCCAAGGGGAUCGUCCCAUCACAAUUACAUGGUACAAAGACGGAGAAAUUCUCAGCAAUGGAACAAUUCCCAGAUACAGUAAGAGACAAUACGAUCACCAUGAUGGCAUGACUUCCCAACUCAGUAUCCAUUCUGCAAGACGCGAAGAUUCAUCCGUUUUUUCGUGCAGAGCGUCUAACCUUUAUGGACACGAUGAUUCCACUGUAGAGUUAGUCGUUCAAGAAGCCCCAGACCAUCCGAAUCAAGUUGAAGUGGUUCAUGCUGCAAGCAGAAUUGUGCACAUCAGAUGGGCGGUGCCUUUCAAUGGAAAUAGUCCCGUUAUUAGAUAUUUAAUUGUAACAGAAAAUACAAAAGGUAAAUCAGACUCGAAAAUAGUCACUAUGGAUGUUUCCGGAAGUCAAACUGACGCUACAGUAAGAGGUCUGAAACCGAGAACGAUUUAUAACAUUCAUGUAGUGGCAGAGAAUGCUAUAGGAAGAAGUUCACCAAGCAAAACACUAACCGUAACUACAGAUGACGAAGUUCCACGUACACCACCAUUACAAGUACGAGUGGUCCCAAUUAGCUCGAAUUCUCUAAAAGUAUACUGGCUGCCUCCUGAUCGCUCCGAUGAUGAAGGAGGAUCCAUCACUGGAUAUUAUGUUGGAUACAAAAUAACGAAAUCGGGAAAUCAGUACUUGUUCAAAACUCUGAAAGUGGGUGAAGAUUUUGAAAACGAAUGCGUCCUCACCAGUUUACAAAGUUCUACGGAGUACAGCAUUGUGGUUCAAGCUUUCAACGAAAAAGGACCUGGUCCUCAGUCUGAUGACGUUACUGCUCAAACUCUCAAAUUUGAUCCUCCGAAAAGCCCGAAUGUAGAAGCAUCAAAAACAACGACGAAUUCAAUACAAAUUAAAUGGGAAAACAGUGACGAAGUAGAAGGUUAUUUAGCCUACAUUCGAGAAGAAAAUGGCGAAUGGAAGGAAGCCACUUUACCUCGCGAUGUCUUCGCUUAUAAUUUCGAAAAUUUGAAAUGUGGGACAGUCUUUCAAAUAUACCUCGUGCCAUACACUUCUGGUGGGAAAGGCGAAAGAAGUCAGGUCUUGACUGUAAGAACAGACGGAAUAGUUCCAAAACCACCUCCGAAAGAUCAGUUUCUGCAAGUGAAUGCGUCUUCGGCUACGGUAUUUCUUUCCAGCUGGGACGAUGGUGGAUGUCCUAUUUCACAUUACUCGUUGCGGUACAGAGCUCAAAAUGAACAGAAAUUUACUGAAAUUCCAGUCUUGAGCCACAGACCAAGGGCCUUCAUAACGGGACUAAACCCUGGACAUUGGUAUAAGUUGAUUGCUGGAGCACGUAACUCUGCAGGAGAAAAGGAACGGGAAUAUGACUUUUUGACAAGGAGAGCAGAUUUGAGUAAAUCACACGGCAUUGGACCUCCCCCUCCUAUAGUUGCCGAAUCUUCAGCCAUGGAGCUCCAGAGACGAGUAGCUGUGAUAACUUCAGCUGUCUGUUCAGCCGUGGUACUGGUGGUCAUCCUCAUUGCAGCUUGUGCAGUUUUAACAAGGAGACGGAGGCAUAGGCCUGAAGGGCACGAUUCCGGAGCUGAUCGAAGAAGCACGGGAGAAAUUCAGAAGUCAGAAACAGUCGCCUUGAGUGCUUGGGAAAAACGUCCUAGAGCAGAUUCAUCUCAUAGAGGUUCUCAGUGCAGAGAAUCUCUAUAUUUACCCUGUCCUUACGCCACAGCAAGAUUGUCUCAGUUCUCGGUAGAUGGCGAUAAUGACGGAGUUCAUCAUUCCGUCUCUUUAGCCGGGAACGAACAUUCGUACGAUGUGCCUAUUCAAGUGGUCAGCAAGCUACAUUAACGAUUAAAAAUGAAUGACUGCUAUAUUUUUUGUAUGUAAAUACUAAUUUUUGAUUAAUGUGAAUGACGUGCCAGUUGUAUUUGUGAUUAUUUAUGGACAAGAAAUGUAUUUAUGCGUACUUUCAUAGUGAGAAAUUUUUUAUUUUUUGCGAAAACACUUUUCAGGAACCAAAAAUAUGUACAAAAUACCUAAUACUCUAAGUGAUUUUUGGAAAUUUUAGUCGAAGAAAUGUAGUCGGAAUCCCCGAAACGAAGUUAAAAAGCAUGGACGACACACAAGAUAGAGUAAACUUAAGCAUUAAAAAAAAAAAAAAAAAAAAAAAAAUCGGAUUUAUUUCUUUGAAGAAAAUAAAUGCGUACGGGGUCAUCAACUUCUAUCUUCUCAUACAUAAUAAUUUAACUUUCAUUCGAAAACAUUGAUUGCGUACCAUAUGGAAAAAUAAAACUUAAUUUUAUCAUGUAUUUUCCCUGGUCUUUCUACUUAUCUGCUUUUUCCCGUCUUUCUUUUCCCUAUAUUACGAGCUCGAAGUUUUACUUUUAAUUUUUCGGUUUUCGUGAAAGGAUGCUCUACGUCUUACGUCUCAAAUAUGGUGAGUAAGAUGCUCUUCGUUUAAUACAAACAGAACAAAAAAAAUCUUAUUUGGCGUUUUUGUGGGGUUUUUUCCUCUUCUUCUUUUUAAAAUAAAAAAUGACGAAGAAAAAUCAAGAAAUUAUUAAUUGAUAGAGUUGAAGACAGAGAGAAGGAUAUCUAUAGAGUCUGAGAAAAAAUUUCACAAUCUAUGAUACCAAAGAAUAGCUCAUGUGUUUGUUACAAAUGGUCGCGGAUAAAGUACGUAAGUUUACUACAAAUCAAAUAAAUGCGUUAAGAUGCCCAUUGUAGUAUGAAUACUAUUACAUUUACAAAACAUUUUCAUAGCUUUAUAAAAAUAAAUUGCUGCAAUAGAUCAUUUUCUCCCUAUCUAUGUUUUUCUACAAAACAUAUUGAGGCAGUGAGAAGCAAAAGGAUGUAAGUGGACAUCGUCAAGUUUUGAGUAAAACGCAUUUAAAGAUAACAUCCUGGGUAGACUUUCAUUGAAAUGUUUUUCUGCAAAAUGCAUAGCAGCAACCACCAGGGCUACUAGUACCAUGCCCCAAGACAGAGGAGAGGUUCACCUACCAUGUGUACUGGUUGUCUCCAAAUUUUUAAUUUUGCCACUUACAUCCCUUUGCUUCUCACUGCUUCAUGUGUAGGGAAAUGUGAGACAAAGUGAAUUAAGAUAACUUAUUUUUUUCAAAUUGAACAAGUUGAAAAUUUGUUCUGAAACUUGCGGUACAUAAAGAAAGAAUAAUAUAUUUUAUGAUAAAACUUGCAUUGAAACAUUAUUUUUAUUUUUAGCAGUAAUUUUGUACCUCCAAAAAAAGGAGAAAAUCUUCACUUCUUUUUUUCAUGAGGCAAAGUGAAAAAUAAAAUAUUUUUUGCAAUGAAACUUUUUCUAUUCGAUUAUUAAAGAUAUUCUUGAACAGAUAAAUGAGUAAGCAAAAGAAUUAAUGAAUAAAUAAAAAGGAAAUGAAACAAUAAAAUAAUAAUUAAAUAAGUUAAUAUAUGAGAAAAGAUAAAUGAGUGAAUAAAAUAGUAAAUGAAUAAUAAAAUAAAUAAAUAAGGGAAUUAAUAAAUGAAGGUGUGUAAAUGAAAUAAUUAAUAAAUGAGUAUGUAAGUGAUUUGAUAAAAGAUUGAAUUUGUAAAUAAAAUUAAUUAUUUCACUUUGCCACAUCCACUUUGCCAGUAUGCACUUGACCAACAGUACAAAGUACUUAAAAUACAAAAAAAAAGCUUUAUAUUAAACAAAUAAAUACUGCACUGAAUUCUGUAGGUUACUGUAGGUCUUAUUUAAUAUUUAAAAUGUUAAUAACAAGCAUUUUAUCAUUCCAUACUAACAAAAAUAAUUUUUGACUUACAUCAAAAUAUUAGAUCAUGAGUACAAUUUUUGAAAAUUGCUUGUAUUACCAUAUUCUUUGAUUUUCAGAUGUAAUUUUUUCUUGGCUGAAAUAGACUAUGUGUGUUACGUUAUGCAUGCAUCGUUGAAAUACUACUAGACAGGUGGAGCUAAAAGCAUGGUAAAUAUUUCACCAUUUCACUUUGCUUCACAUUCCCCUACAAUACAUUCUGACCAGAGGAAAACACAAAAUAUGUUGUAUUCGAAAACAAGAAGUUUUAGGUUGUACUAAUUGAUAUGAAGUUUUAAUAACUGAACACAUGAAUACAUUCCUUGCAAAAAAAAAAAAAAAAAAUGUGGCAACAAUGUACAUAAAAUGUAAUUCACACCUGCAUCGCUCAUCCUUUCUUCAUGGUGGACAGUGCUCCAGCCACCAUUUGGUUCUUGUGAUCCAACACUUUUUACAUAUUCAACAUCUGCUGUAAUCAU
Molecule: messenger RNA, 6352 nt
Organism: Uloborus diversus
Lineage: Eukaryota; Metazoa; Arthropoda; Arachnida; Araneae; Uloboridae
Product: cell adhesion molecule DSCAM-like
Exons: 21
Coding region: 1-3951 (1316 amino acids)
Biological process (GO): axon guidance; cell adhesion
Cellular component (GO): plasma membrane
Molecular function (GO): protein binding
Source: RefSeq, a predicted model, not a curated record